This is a messenger RNA of Orycteropus afer afer, 2600 nucleotides long. RefSeq names its product UTP25 small subunit processor component (gene UTP25). NCBI's taxonomy places the organism in Eukaryota, Metazoa, Chordata, Mammalia, Tubulidentata, Orycteropodidae. Gene Ontology annotation, cellular component: small-subunit processome; nucleolus. The record is from RefSeq and is a predicted model, not a curated record. Gene Ontology annotation, molecular function: U3 snoRNA binding; rRNA binding. Gene Ontology annotation, biological process: maturation of SSU-rRNA from tricistronic rRNA transcript (SSU-rRNA, 5.8S rRNA, LSU-rRNA).
AUGGGCAAACGCGGGAGCCGGAGCCAGAGCCAGCUACUCAAUACCCUAACCAAAAAGCAGAAGAAGCAUCUUCGGGAUUUCGGCGAGGAGCAUCCCUUCUAUGACAGGGUUUCAAGAAAGGAAGCAAAACCACAGAUCUGUCAACUGUCAGAGAGUUCAGAUUCUUCAAAUUCUGAAAGUGAAGCAGAAAGUGAACCAGAACAAAUUUCUGGGUACCAUAAACUACUUGCUACAUUAAAGAAUGUUUCUGAGGAAGAAGAAGAGGAGGAUGAGGAGGAGGAGGAGGAGGACGAGGAAGAAGAAGCUGUAGAUGAAGAACGAGCAAUGAGUGGUGAAGAUGAUAGUGAUGUCAGUGUGGAAGAAGAGAUGGCAAUAGCAUCUGCUGAAGAGGAAAAUACUUAUCAGGCCUUACCUGCUGACCCUCACGAAAAAGAUGGGGAAGGGCCACCUGGCACGUCACAACAAGAAUCCCCUGAGGAGUUCACAGAUGCAAAACACGAGUCACUGUUCAGCUUGGAAACCAAUUUCCUUGAAGAGGAAAGCGGAGGCAACUGUUCCCUCAAAGUGUCACAAGAUCCAUUUCUACAACAUGUGAACAAAGAACUGAAAGAAAAAGAAAUUCAGGCUGUUGCUACAAAUACCCAAACUACCCACCAACUGAAAUGGCCUACCCUGGGCCAGCUCGUUUUUUCAUCCAAGUUUCGGAAGUUGGAAACAUUUAAGGCACCAAAGGACAUUGACUUAAAGUCACUUUAUCUCCAGAAGCCUCUCGAGUCCACCUGGACCAAGACCAACAGCCGGUUUCUAUGUGGCCCUAAACAGUCAAAUAGCCCUUUCACCCCACUCCAGAAAGAACUCUUCUUGAUUAUGAAUUCUUACCAUGACCUGUUCUACCCAGAAAGAACAGCCCUGAAGAAUGGUGAAGAAAUCCGCCAUGUGUACUGCCUCCAUGCAAUAAAUCAUGUGCUCAAAGCCAAUGCCCGGGUACUUAGCAACAAUAGCAGACGUCGAAGCCAGAAACUUGGGGUGGGUGAUGAUGAUGACUUCAGGGACCAAGGACUUACAAGGCCCAAGGUGCUGAUAGUGGUGCCUUUCCGGGAAGCUGCUUUACAGGUGGUACAGCUUUUCGUCAGCUUCCUAGAGGGUGACAGCAAGAAGAAAAUAAUUGUGAGCAACAAAAAGAGGUUUAAGGGAGAGUACGGAUCAGAUCCUGAGGAGAAACCACCCAACCUGAAGAGGCCUGAGGAUUAUGAAGCUGUAUUUAUUGGCAACAUUGAUGACCACUUCAGAAUCGGAGUUGCAAUACUUCAGAGAAGCAUCCGGCUCUAUGCCCCCUUUUAUUCCUCAGACAUCAUCAUUGCCUCCCCUCUGGGCUUGAGGACCAUUAUUGGUGGUGAAGGAGAGAAGAAGAGAGAUUUUGACUUUUUGUCUUCUAUUGAGCUGCUCAUCAUUGACCAAGCUGACAUCUACCUGAUGCAGAACUGGGAGCAUGUCUUGCACUUGAUGAAUCACAUGAACCUACUGCCCUUGGACUCACAUGGGGUGGACUUUUCCCGAGUGCGGAUGUGGAGUCUUAAUAAUUGGUCCAGGUACUAUCGCCAGACACUGCUGUUUGGGGCUCUGCAGGAUGCCCAGAUCAACUCCGUGUUCAACAAGCACUGUGUCAAUUGGCAAGGGCAGGUGGCUGUGAGGAAUGUCCCAACCAUAGGCUCCAUCAGCCAUGUCCUGGUACAGCUCCCACAUGUCUUCCAGAGGAUGGAAGCAGAAAACCUAGCUUCAGUGAUAGAUGCCAGGUUUAACUUUUUUGUGAGCAAGAUUUUGCCUCAGUAUCGUGAUGCAGUCAUGUCUCACACACUCAUCUAUGUCCCCUCCUACUUUGACUUUGUGCGUCUUCGAAAUUACUUCAAGAAGGAAGAACUGAACUUCACCCACAUCUGCGAGUACACUAAAAAGUCUGGUGUCUCCAGGGCCAGACAAUUCUUCCUUCAAGGAGAAAAGCAGUUUCUGCUCCUCACAGAGCGCUUCCAUUUCUACAAAAGGUAUACAAUAAAAGGCAUUAGGAACCUGAUUUUCUAUGAACUGCCAACAUACCCCCAUUUCUACAGUGAAAUUUGUAACAUGCUAAGAGCCACCAUCAGAGGAGAGGAAGCCACAUGGACCUGCACUGUUCUCUACUGCAAGUACGAUGCCCAAAGGCUAGCUGCUGUGGUUGGUGUGGAGCGGGCAGCACAGAUGCUGCAGUCCAUAAAGAACGUCCACCUCUUUAUUACUGGAGAAAAAUGAAACUUUAUUGGACCGGAUACAGCAUUGACAUGAUACAUAAUGCUCGAUUCUGUGCCCUUUGGACCCAAUUCUGAUGAUUAAUACAAGAAUUGAAUUGAUUAAAAAAUAAUAAUAAUAAAAGACACCAGGCAGUGUCAGUGUUACAUUUACUUCUUUUCAGGUCAUAUGUUCUGGCAAGUUAAAUGUAAGCCAAAUUUCAGUAAAUCACAUGUUUUAAAGUCAAGAAGAGGCUAGAAGGACUCUAAGACGUUAAUGGAAGAAACUUCUGUUUAUGAAUCUUUUUGUGAGCUAUAAAUUCUUUUAUUAUGAUUUCACCU